GGUCAAAGCACCGCGUAAAAUGGUCAAAGCACCACGUAUAAUGAUUAAAGCACCGCGUAUAAUGGUCAAAGCACCGCGUGUAAUGAUCAAAGCACCCAUUGAAAUAAAUUUGUACGACCUAAGACAGCUAUGGCUUUCCAUACAGGAGUAUCGUUACAUGUUUGUGGAUGUAGAAGUCCAGGUGCAACCCUCGACCUUGGGGAGAACUUAAGAGCAGUUCAGCGCAAGCCCAAGACCAAAGGUCUCCUCGGUUUGCAUAAGCCUGUGCAAACACGUUCAACUCAACAAAAUCAAUUACUCAACAGUGUUGUAGUUGAUGACGAAUUUCUUAGUAUUCAAUGGAAAGAUGGAAAUAUCGAUGAAUUUCCACAUAUUUAUCUUCGUGAAAAUUGCAGUAAAUACCAAAACCCAAUUACGAAAGGACGGAUAAUAUCUCCUUUGGAUUUAGAUAUGAAUGUUGUACCCAAACAUGUCUAUAUUGACUCCAAUGUGUUAAACGUGAUAUGGAACGAUGAUCACACCAGUUUAUUUACAACUGAAGAAUUGCAAUUAUUGAGGCACAAACCUCAGACUCAAGAAACCGAGAUAUUGGCAAACCAUGUAAAAUUUUGGGGAGAUCUAACGUCGUUUAAAAAUAAGGCCAUGCCUGUUUUUGAUUAUCAACGGCUUAUGGAAAAUGAUUAUACUUUAUAUCAAUGGCUUGUAGAAUUAGCUUUCAAAACUGGUAUUGCAAAGAUAGAAAACAUUCCUGUUGAGAAACUGCAACUACAGAAAUUAGGAAAUCGUGUUGGUUAUCUUGUGUCGACAAAUUAUGGUAUAAUCCAUGACGUGAAAACACACAGUCGAGAUAAUGCAACAGAUAUUGGUUAUACAUCUGCUGAGUUACAAUUACAUACAGACUACACUUUCACAUAUCACCAACCUAUGAUUGGCAUGUUCCAUUGUUUACAACAUUCUUCAAAAGGAGGCGCAAAUCGCUGGUCUGAUGGUUUUUAUGCUGCUUACCGACUUUUUAAAGAAGAUCCCGAAUCAUUUUAUUUGCUUGCUGGAACGCCUGUAGCUUUUUGUACGAAAGGCCGAUCUGAAAUUUGUGAUUACAAUUUCACUUCACGUCAAAGGCUUAUUAGUCUUGAUUUCUUUGGUAAACUGUCUCAAGUUUGCUACAGGAACGAUUAUCGCGAUAGGAACAUGCCUUUGGAGCCAAAACAUAUGAAAGCGUUUUAUAAAGCUUAUGGACGUUUUACAGAAUUAUUGAAUGAUGACGAAUCAUCUUUUUGGUUUAAGAUAAUGUCUGGUGAAGCUAUGACUUUCAACAAUUUCCGUGUUCUUCAUGCAAGAAGUGCAUUCGAAAUCGAAAAAGACAGCAAGAGUAGAUGGUUACAAGUUUCUUAUAUGAACUUAGAUUGUGUCCACUCAAAAAUACGAUUGCUUGCUGAAAAACAUGGCGUUUCAUCUCCAGUAUAAUGCGCAAUAUUAUGUCAUCAACUUAACAGUAAAUGUAAGAACUUUGAUUAAGAUAUGGAUUUUUAUACUUUCAUAUACUCUAACAUGAAGUUGUAAGUGCAGAAUCAGUAUUAAAGUCAUCAAUUAACA
This is a messenger RNA of Xenia sp. Carnegie-2017, 1593 nucleotides long. RefSeq names its product gamma-butyrobetaine dioxygenase-like. Gene Ontology annotation, molecular function: oxidoreductase activity. Lineage: Eukaryota; Metazoa; Cnidaria; Anthozoa; Malacalcyonacea; Xeniidae. The record is from RefSeq and is a predicted model, not a curated record. Gene Ontology annotation, cellular component: mitochondrion. The transcript has 7 exons. The coding region runs from base 130 to 1464 and encodes 444 amino acids. Gene Ontology annotation, biological process: carnitine biosynthetic process.